Messenger RNA from Polyodon spathula (Mississippi paddlefish), 5394 nucleotides. RefSeq names its product centrosomal protein of 128 kDa-like. NCBI's taxonomy places the organism in Eukaryota, Metazoa, Chordata, Actinopteri, Acipenseriformes, Polyodontidae. The record is from RefSeq and is a predicted model, not a curated record. Bases 118 to 3387 code for a protein of 1089 amino acids. The transcript is spliced from 24 exons.
CAAGUUGCCAUAGCUGCAGUAGAACGUGAAAUGGCAGUUGCAGAAAAAAAAGAUGUGAUUUGAGUUACUGUGAGUUUGUUACAAGCAGUUUAUCUUCAAACCAAAGCAGUCACACCCAUGGCAGACUCUUCGAGUGAUUCCGAUACUUACAAUAGGAAUCGGGGAAACCGCCCCACACAUUUUGGCCCCCAAAGAAGCAGCAGAAUAAAUUCGUCAGGAGACAUUUCUGGGAAAAUUGAAACUUUGGCAAGCACUUUGCAGGAUACAAGUCGAAAUCUUAAUAAUGUUGAUCGGAUGUUGGGCCAAUACAGAAAGCACACAGGGGAUCAAGCAGAAGCAAUGACAACACUGAGAGACAAUUUAAAAGAGUCUAUACACCAGCUAAGGCGCCAGCGAUUACGGAGAAACUCUGGAUCAACUUUACAUACAAGUGACUUAGAUGGCGGAUCAGCUUCUGAAAGUCGUCAUUACCGGCCUACCUCACCUCUCCGGGACUAUAGGGAUUCGAAUGGCACCAGAAGAAGGUCAAGGUCUGCGACUGUGCGAUUUGUGGAUGAAAUGAACCCACCUGAGCAUGUGCAUUCAUUACACCAGUCUCUCAGAGACCUCAGCAGUGAUCAGCUGCGAAUUGGAGAUGACUUUGACAGAGAGAUUGUCAGGAGAAAUAGGACUGAGAUUGAAACUAAAAGAACUUUGGAAGAUUUGUCCAGCCGACUCCGAGAAUCACAGAGGGCAGAAACUGUAUCUGAACGAGUGGGAAGGCGUCUGCAGGAGAUAGAGAGAGAAAUGCGUACCGAGCGACAACAUGGAGAGAGACGUCAGGAUCAGCUCGGACACGUGUCGCUGCAACUACAGGAGGCUUUGAAAAAACAUGACGUGAAAGGCAGUGAAAUGGAGGAGGUGAUGAAGAACAAGCUUUUGAAAGCAGAAUGUGAAAAGAGCCAGAUUGAACAAGAGCUGGAGCGAACUCGGAGACGUCUGGACCAGUCUGAAGGGGGUCGGGACACUCUUCUUCAACAGGUCGAUGACCUACGCACACAGCUUUUGAAAACCGAGCAAGAUCGCCUGGACAUGCAGCAGCAGAUUUCUCAGAUUGCUCUUCUCCAGAGAAGUCGUAAUGAAGAAGAGGAGGAUCAAAGAAUGCUAAGAGCAGUGACUGAUCGAUCUGACCGUGAGAAGCAAGAGCUGGAAAAACAGAUACAAGAACUGAGGUUGCAGCUCAGUCAAAAUGUUGUCAUGUCUGAAGUAGAGGAGCUGAAAAGAUGCAUUGAGCGUAAAGAGAGGGAGAAAGCUCAACUCUCUGGACAUAUUGAGAUGCUGACAUCAGACCUCGAUAAGAGGGAGAAACAGCAGCUGAGGAUGCUUGAUCAGCUGAAAGAAAUCCAGAACCGUUACGAAGACUGUGAGACGGACCGAAAGCGCAUGGAGCUCCACAUUGAGGAUUUGGACACUCAACUGAAGGACUAUGGCAGGGAGGCUGAGAAGCAUGUGAACCAACUUAAACAGGCCGAACUCCUGAAGGAGGAGAGUGACAAAAAGAAAGAAGAACUGAAAGCUAAAGCCCAUGAGUCUAUCAGGCACUGGAAACUAAAGUGUAAGAAACUUGAACGUGAUCUGGAGAAGCAGAACGAGACGGCAGAGCUAACUAUGGACAAAAACAAGCAGGUGACCAAAGAAAAGGAAACUCUACAAGGGCAGCUCCACUCGGUCAUGCUACAGAUGGAAAACCUUCGCAAGGAGCUGAGUGACGUCAUCUCAAAACUGGCACAAAAAGAAGAGGACAUUCGCCGUAAAGAUGUUGAGCUCAAUGAGACAAAAUCUCAGCAUAUGGACUUGGAGCAUGAGAUUAGAGAGGUGCGGGAAGUUGCCAGCAAGCUCGAGAACGAGGUUCAAAACCAGAACUUGUUGCAUUUACAACUGAAGGGCGAUAACGAGGCACUGGAGAGUGAGGUUCUUGUGUUAAGAAGGAAAAAUGAAAAGGAUUGGGGGACACUGCUAGAGAUGCAAGGGGAGAUUAAACACCUGAGUGCCAUUCGGGCUGAGCUGACCAGCAGACUUUCUGAUGAGGAAAUAGCCAGGAAGGAGUUGACGAAAGACCUUGCUGCCCUCCAAAGCGCACAUGACUCUGGCCAAGAGGAACUGCUCUCUGUGCGCAGCCAGAUCAAACUCGAAAGGGAUCUGCAUCAUAGAGAGCUGGCAGCUCUCAGAUCGGAGAUGGAAAAUUUGAAAAUGAAACAUGAAAAGAAUAUUCAGGAGGCUCUCCGGCUUUUUAGACAAGAAAGGGAUGAGCAGGAAAACCACAUAAGAACUUUCAAGGCUGAAGCAACAGAGGACAAAAACUUAGUUAAAGCACAGCGUCGGCAGCUGGAAAAGAUGAAGAUUGAAUGUGACAAACUGACAGAGGAAUUAACCCAGAGUGAAGAGGGACACAGUAAGCUCAAGAGGAAGUACCAGCUGCUGAAGCAGGAGCUGGAAGAAAAGGGGAAAAUAGUCACCAAUGGUGGUGAUCGACUGAAACGUAUGGAAGGAACAAUUGUGGAACUCCAGGAACAACUUGGUUUACUGGAAACUGAGCAAGAGUCCAUACUUUGCACAAUAGGAAUUGAAAUUGACUCUGCAUGUGAAGUCUUUUCAAGGGACUCAGAUGAACAAUUCAAAGCAAUAUCACUUACACCUGGCUUGCAGAAGGACCCUCAUCGCUGGCUGGCUGAAAUGAAGACGAAGCUGCAGUGGUUGUGUGAGGAGGCGAAGGAGAGAGAGGGGCAAGAAAAGAGGCUGCGACGUCAUCUCCAACAGAGCCGGGAGCAGCUCAAGGGCCUCAAACAGAAUAAGGAAUCAGAGCGGCAACUUCUGAUUGGGCAAAUCACAAAGCAGGAGCAGCUACUUGAAGAGAUUCACAGAGAAAAGAGAGAUUUACUUGAGAAGACACGUGAAAAAGAUGAAGACAUGAGAACGCUUCAGGACCGAAUUGUGGAGUUAGAAAUGAGUACCCGGUUAGCUCUGGACCAUCUGGAAUCUGUUCCUGAAAAGCUCAAUCUGUUAGAAGACUUCAGAGACCUGGAAGAUUCACAGAGACAGAGGGAGAUGAUCGAGCAGAGGUAUGCUAAAUACAAAGAAAUUGUUGGCACUUUGCAACAUCAGUUGGAGGAAUCAAAAAGAAGAAUCCAGGAAUAUAGGGACAUGAAGAUGGAUGCAACAUCUCGAAGUGCCCGUCUUGCCAAUCUCUCUUCUUCAAUACAAGGACAAAAUAGCUUUCUGUCCAGCUCCCUUCUUACAGACAACAGCUCACCAGACAAAAGAAUGGCUUCACCUGAUUUUGAUACCAGCCAGGACAACUGUUCGACUAAUGGCACAAAAUCUCACAGACCAACAGGAGAUUUAGUAUAAAAAGCCUUUUUAACCAUUUAAGUGAUAGCUACAAUAUUUAUACGACAUUCUUUUUUAUUUAACCAAAAUAUAGAAGACUAAUGCCACAGUGCCUUGUUUUUUUACACGUAUAUUUUAUAUUCCAUUUUUUGCUACAAAGAAACAUGAUACAUUUAUUUGACAAAUUGCCUUUUUACAGUAAUGACCAGACAAGAAAACAAAAACUGACUUGAUAGUUUAAUAAUUUUUUUUCUUGUAGAUAUACCAACAGUGACGUAAUUGAUGUUUGAAGACAUUGAAAAAGACUUAUUGUCAAAACAUUGUGAUUGAAUUUAUUACAUUACCUGUAUGUUUCAGUUAGUAUUACUGAAUUUGGCACUAUUGCAUUAUGAAUGAUAUUUAUUACUUGAAAAUCAACUGUUAUAAAAUGAAGUCACCUCAAGUAAUGUCUCUAGCAUUACUCUUUAUUGAAAGUGCUUCCAUAUUGUAUGUGAUGAUUAUGCUAUUUCCUUAAUUGGGUGUAUUACAGGGUUGUUUUUGCAGCUUAAAACUGGCAUUUACUGUUUUUUUUUUUUAUUUUACUUAAAUCAUAUUAAUAAUUUUAUAUUGGGUUUAUUUGUGUUUAUUUUCUAAAUCCAGAAGCAUAUGAAAAUUCAGAAAAUGUCUUUUUGUUGGAGUGUUUAUAAUUCUGAUUCCAGCUACAAAGACAACAUAAAGGAUGUCUGUCUGUAAAAUGUGUGCCAUCAUGGGGAUUAAUUUGAAAGUUGUAUUACUUUUGGUCAUGUGAAAUGAACUUCCUUAGUUUCACCUUUUUAACUGUUCAGUCCUAAUCCUUUGAAACAUUUCAGGAAAUUGUUCUCAGAUUGCCGAUUUUAAGAACUGUGACGACUUGGUUCUCCUUUGCAAUUUCAUGAAUGUAGCUAAAAGUAAAAAUGUCAUUGCAACUGAAAGACACAGUAAGAGGUUAUAAAAGGCAUAUAGAAUGUAUGUUUUAUGUAAGGCAGACCACACAUUGUGUUUCUGUAGCAAUCAUAAUCACUUCCCAGCUCAUAGGAAACUUUAAAAAAAAAAAAAAGAAAGAAUAUGUUAAGAUGUUCAAAGAAGAGCAUAAACCAUAAUAUGAAUUGGUCUGUAAUUGUACUUGAAUAGGGCUGUGCAUUUUCCCAUGCGCUCUAAAGAUUUUAUCGUAAAUAUUGAAGCUUAGAUGCAUACAUGAAGUACAAGUUAAAAUCUGUACGCAACAACAUUACUUACUGUAAGUUAUAGCAAACUUUACAGUUUAAUAAGAGUUCAAUGUCAGGUCACCUCUCAGUACACAGCACUGUCCAGUUGAUUAUCCCCAGAUCUGCUAAGCAUCUGGCUUCAAGGAUAGCAACCUUGAAAGUAAGAAAGUGAACGUAGUGUGAGAAUAUUGUGUCCUUAAUGAGUAUUCAGUAUGGCUUUCAGUUUACAUCAUCUUUAUCAUGCCAGUAUGGAAUAUUGGGUGGUACCACGUGUUUCUGUCAUGGCACGAUUUCUCUUUUAUAGUAAACUCACUAGAGAUUUUGAAAUUCGGAGACUAAUUUGUCUCUAGGUUUUUCCUAUGUUCCCAUAUAAAUCAUAAUACUGUGAUAUGUAAGAAUUUGGCCAUUCAUUAAUGUUUAAAUAUUUACUGUUUUAUGUUUUAAAACAAGUACUACUAAUAAUAAUUACAGUUUUAAAUUUAAGAAACUUAAAUGUGAAAAUGGAAGGGAGUGCCAAAAGAUUCAGUGAUCUGAAAACAAACAUGAUGCAUUAUUGUGCAAUUCAAACUGAAAACCUGCUGUUUAGUACACCAGCCAUUCUGCAAAAUAAAUCAUGCAACUCAAAUAAGAUCUCAAAUCAGGGAUUUAGUUGUUGGGGUUGAGAAGUAAAGUACUGUAACUGCAUAUAAUAAAAUGCAAUGUUCAAAGUGUUAACCUUCUGUUGAAAACUGUAUGUUUAAAGUAUAGACAGACUAAGCAAAAUACCAGCUGGAGGUGUGUGUGUGUGUGUGUGUGUGUGUGUGUG